This is a messenger RNA of Apodemus sylvaticus (European woodmouse), 2013 nucleotides long. RefSeq names its product leucine rich repeat containing 43 (gene Lrrc43). The record is from RefSeq and is a predicted model, not a curated record. Lineage: Eukaryota; Metazoa; Chordata; Mammalia; Rodentia; Muridae. Bases 1 to 2013 code for a protein of 670 amino acids. The transcript has 12 exons. Gene Ontology annotation, molecular function: protein binding.
AUGGAGACCAGGGAGUCCAGCACUAGCGACUACAGGCAGACCGAGGGCAUACCCGGGACCUUGAGCACGGCUGUGCGUGAGCACCUGCGGAAGUUGUGUCUGCGCGAAUUCCCGUGUGGCAUCGGGAGCUGGAAUAAGUCACGAUUUCUUCCUAAAAAAUGUCGAACCUGGAGGGAAUUGACCCCCAAGGAUGAGGAGACAGUGGUUCCCGAGGAGGAGACCGUGGAGGCCCUGCUGGGCCUGGUACGCAGCAACCACUCUCCUUGGGCUAUGCUGAAGGAUUCCAGUGUGGAGGACCGUUUCCUGAGAGAACUGGCCAUCCGGAAUCCACAGAUGAUCAAAGACACUUUCUUCUACUCCUACUUCCGGUCCUUGCGGGUGGUGGACAAGGGGGUGAGUCUGGUGGAUAAAGACCUCUUGAAAUUUCUAAAGCUCGAGGAGUUGGUUCUGAGCGCCAAUAAAAUCGAGGAGAUCGAUGCUAACAAUCUGCCCCCGACAUUGAAGGUGCUGGAGCUGUACGGCAAUUUGAUCACCAGCAUGGAGUGUCUGUGCUCAUCGCCGCCCCCAAAACUGCAGCACCUGGGGCUAGGCCACAACAAACUGCUGGGCCCUUUGGAGAGUUUGUAUGUCACCUCCCACAACUGGCCCCAACUCGUCUCCCUGGACCUCGGCUUCAACGACCUGACAGACCUGCAGAACAUGAUACUGGGUCUCAGUACCUUGAGGCACCUGAGGCUCCUAGUGCUGCAGGGGAACCCACUGGCUCUGGUGCCUUACUACCGCGGCUUUACGGUGGACAGCCUGGCACGCCUUUGUGUGCUAGAUGACAUCACCGUGUCUCCCAGUGAGAAGCACCAGUUCCGGGGACUCAACAUUCACGGUGACCUGUUGGCACGUGAGGCCCAGUUUGUGGUGACUAUUGGAAAUGUCAGGGGGGUUCUGGACAGCUCUAUCUUGGACCCGGAGCCAGGACCUGAGGGCCCCUUCAUCAGCUACAGCUACUACGUGACCUAUGACUUCGUGGAGGAUGAGGACAGGGAAGGAGGCGCAAGCAGGGUAGAGGAGACACACCGGGAUAGCGUUCUGGAUGAGAUCGACAAGCCUUUCUCUAGCCCAGAUGAAGAGGACCAACAGGAGGGUCUGUUGGAGCCCUUAGAGUCCCAGAGCCAGGGCCGCCACCGCCACCGAGGCCGUCAGAGGUUUCGUCCAGACUCUGUUGAGGAGGGGUCCAAGGAUCUGUCUGAGUUCAUAGCUAAGGAGAUGAACCAGAUGGCUGAGGACUCGGGCGAGUCUGGGAUAACAGAGAUAGACGAGUCGGAGACAAGCAUUUCCAUCCACUCGGCCCCGCUGCCACAGUCCGUUGACUCUUCAGAAGAGCUGUCGAAGCUGCGGCCACGGAUAGACGUACGGCUCUGUCCAUCCCCAGGGACAGUCCUCUUCAACACCGUGCACAAGCCCUGGGCCGACGUCAUCCCUUGCACCUACGAGAUGAAGCACAGCCUGAAGGAGCUGAUCCGGGUCAAGGCCUUCCUGCUGGCCGGGACCACCGUGAGCAUCGUGGAGGAGAAAAUCCUCUCCUGGCCGGUGGUACCAACUCCUGUCGAGAGUCCCUCACCUGCCAAGAAGGGGAAAGAAGACAAAAAAAAGAAAGAAGAGGCCGCCAAGGAUAAGGGCCUCAAGAAGAAAAAGGAGCCACCCAAGGAACUGCGCCAGGACCCACCGGUGCUGAGUGUGCUGGGCAGCGGGCUGGUGUACCUGGAGCCCUUGCUGGCGGGGGAGCCAGUGGUGUCCACUGUGUGUAAUUUUGGGGUGGUCCGCACUCUGGAGACUGACAGGCUCACACAUGCCAGGGACUCAAAGAAGGUAAAGAAAACCCAGAAAAAAGAUAAGUCAAAAACAGCGGCUCCAACCAUGGAAAGCGGGUACCAGCCCGAGCCCCUGUCGGUGGAGGUCCAGAUCCAGCUGCACCAGUACCGCUCGGUGGAGGAAGCAUUCCUUAGCUUGAUUGACUAG